Seminavis robusta is the source of this 2557-nucleotide messenger RNA. Lineage: Eukaryota; Bacillariophyta; Bacillariophyceae; Naviculales; Naviculaceae. The record is from the annotation of a GenBank genome assembly.
AUGGCACCCAAAGCAUCCCCGCCGCAAGAGACCUCAUCGUCGGUUCUCGGAGAAUUAAAAGAAACCAUACGGAAACAACAGGCCGAAAUUGAAGGACUCAAAAAGCAAGUAGGAGGCAGUAAACCUUCGGUAUCUCAUGGUGGCCAUGGUGGUGGUGCUGAAUUGUCGGAAGAUGAAGUGUCGCAGUAUCUGACACAAUCCUUUCAUAGCAUGGCACUGUCUCGCGUCGGGUGGUUGGCACUCUUUUUGGUAUCUCUGUCCUUUACGGCCGUCAUUAUGAAUGGGUUUGAACACACGCUCGAGCGACAAAUCGAACUGGCCUACUUUGUCCCACUCUUGGCCGGUCACGGUGGCAACACGGGUGGACAAACGGUGGGAACUGUCUUGUCGGCCAUGUCGGCCAAAUGCGUCACCCUCAAAGAUGCGCCCCGGGUCGUUGCCAAAGAAGCGUUGGCGGGAGCAUUGGGCGGUAUUCUGCUCAGUAUGGGAGUGGCACCGACCGUCCAUUACGUCAUGGGCAUUUCCUAUCAUGUUUCGGUCGUGAUAUUCUUGACAUUGCCCUUGGUAUCCACCAUUGCCGCCACGUUGGGAUCCGCCAUUCCGUUUGCGUGUGUGGCAAUGGGGCUCGAUCCCAGUGUCAUUGCGGCACCUGCCAUGACCAGUUUUGUCGACGUGGCCGGACUCAUGGCAUACUUUCUCAUUGCCCAAAAGGUAUUCGCACUGUUUGGAAUCGAAAUGUAAAAAAAUACAAUACAGCAAAUGAACAUUGAAAACACCAAGAUUAGAAAAACACAACAAUAACAAUGACUGGUGCGACCAGCACCAAGGUUGCUGGGAAUGCAAGAGGAUAAAUAAUAAUGGCAAACGACAACAAGAGCCAAGAUAAAUGAAGAGUUUGUUGGGAUCAUUUUGACAAAUGCAUUAAAAUUUUAUACGAUCAAGGAGAGCGACAGUGCUUCGUGAUGAUUGAUUCUAUUAUUGGUUGUUUAUAGGUAUCAAAGUAAGCGAAGAGACGCAUCAUCUGCCGGUGUGGCUGCAUAUCAAUAGACUGCAUUUAUUUGGAAACAACGACAUCACGUACUACACCCAUUCUAGAUGCUAUUCGCCGAGCUAGGUAAUGAACUCGAAUCGAAUGAUUCAAUCAGAUCAUAAUGGUGUCAAGCCGAGAUCCCUUCUGAACUCCUUCCGUCUCCGCCUUCUUGCCAGCUUGGUUCGUCUCGUGCGCGCCACUUUCCGCAGCGUCCGCGAUGAGCUUCUUCAAUCCUGGGUACCAUGUGAGCUCCGUGGCGGUACCAGCAAUGAGGUCUUGUUCAUAUUCUGCCUUGGCUUCAAGAUCGAGCUGGGCUCGCUUCGCAUUGGAAGCUGUGAUAUGACGAGCAAAACCACGGAGACGCUCUUUUCGAACGGGUUCUUCGUCUGCCGUGUCAAUGCUGCUAUACGUGCCCCCCGUCGACCGAGCGAGAUCGCGAUACUGGGACACUUUGCACAUGUCUUCAUUCCCAAUGCACAAAACGGAGAUUCUCAAGCGAAUGCCAUUUGCAAUGAGUUGAGUCAUCAUCUCAUUGAAGCCUUCGAUGCCGGAAAAUGCGCCCUUCGACCCAUUGUCCCAACCGUCCGUAAUGAUGACAACUUCGUCAAUCUCUGCUCCGGGAGGCCGCUUGUUGCCGAGGAGCACGUUGAAAACGUAUUCCCACAGUUGGGUACCUCCGCCUUGUGCAUUCCAUUCGGCUAGAAUAUCGUCAACGGAUGGGUUGUCCUCGAACCGAAACUUCACGUUCGAGGGUGAUCCAAUAAAGUGGACUUCGGUUGGCGUCCGUUCGACUCGGUCUUCAAUCAAGCUCACUUCCUCUUUGCCAAUUUCCAAGGCUCCUCCAAACAUGGACCCAGAGUUGUCCAGUACCAAGAACAGCCGAUCAAUCUGAGGAUCAUCCAUUCCGGGUGGAGGCGUCCGCGUUUUGAUCACUUUCGGCAAAGCCCCCGUGAGCAUCAUCUCAUUCAAUUGAUCAAUGCGGUCACGGAACUUGUCCUCACCCCACUGCUCCACGUGCUUGCGCUUCUCGAGCUUUUGGAGGUGUACCUGGUAGGCCUCGAUGUUUACAGCGUCCUCCUUGAAAAGGGAAUAGCAGGCAUCCACGAAAUAAAAGUCUUCGUUUUUCCCACCUUUGUCAGUGUGGUAGAACUUUGCCGCUAGGCGAUACCCUUUCUUCAAGUCGCCAGCAUUGACGGGUUGUCCUUUGACGCGAAAGGAGUUCGUCUGGAGAACCUCGAAACAUGAACAUUCCUGGAGAGUCAAGCGCUGACAUUCAGAUUGUUUUGGCACAAAGUAGGAGUUGUACACGUUUCCAAGCCACUCGCACGCAUCGUUCAAGGCAUCCCAUGCCGACGCCUCGGGCAAACAGGAGACGAGAACGAACAAGUGCAACGUAGUCGAAAUCAAAGAGAUGCGCAUUUUGGAGCGACGUUUGAGCAAUAGCUAUGAUCGAUGAGCACAGUCGUUUCGUCCUUUGGCUGCUUCAGAUUAUGAAGUGUCCGUAGUUGACUACUAAUUUUGCCGAUG